This is a messenger RNA of Homarus americanus (American lobster), 2063 nucleotides long. RefSeq names its product STE20-related kinase adapter protein alpha-like (gene Stlk). NCBI's taxonomy places the organism in Eukaryota, Metazoa, Arthropoda, Malacostraca, Decapoda, Nephropidae. Gene Ontology annotation, biological process: protein phosphorylation. The coding region runs from base 335 to 1585 and encodes 416 amino acids. The record is from RefSeq and is a predicted model, not a curated record. Gene Ontology annotation, molecular function: protein serine/threonine kinase activator activity; ATP binding; protein kinase activity. The transcript has 9 exons.
UUUUUCAAAACACAUCCGAGAAGUAAGUUGUUGGUGAGGGUGGCUGUCUGUUGUUGCCGCCUCUCACCUCUCACCUUCUCUCUCUUCCUCAGCCUCCACCAAGCUGAACCGUAUACGUAGAAAAAUCUUCCCCGUGGACAACACUUGGUGGACGAGGAAAAGAUCUUCCUCUUCGUCAAAGAGAAAUGUAGGUGGGAAGGCAUUGGAGCACCCAUUAAAAAAAAGGUGUACAGUACAGCAGUGUUGGAGCAGUGUUGAGCGUUGGCACACCGGGUCCGGCAUCUCUUCAUUCACUCGGUCUGAGAAAGUGUCAGUUUCUGUCAGUCUGUGGGUCAUGUCGUGCCUUGAUUGUCCGUGUGCGUGUUCCCGCAUAGCCAGUCUGGCCGUCUCCCCUGAUGUGCGCGUAGAUGUGCGCCUAGGUCAUACUGACACUGCAUACCAGCCCCUCAGCCGCAUAAAGUCGGAGAGUUUUGCAUUGGAGUUACGCUCUCCCAGCAUGGUGUCCUUUGAGGCAUCAACGGAGAGCUACGAUGUGUGGAGCCCCCUGGGGUCCGUGUGUGGCGGUAAGGGCACAGUGUGGGUCGCUCGGCACAAGCCCUCCAACAACCACGUGGCUCUUAAGAUCUAUGAGCUGGAUAAAUGUGAAGAUGAGUUUGAGUUGAUCCAGCAUGAGAUUCGGACAGUGAAACAACUCAGACAUCGAAACAUCAUCCAGUACAUGGCCUCGUUUACAUUCUCACAACAACUGUGGAUAGUCAUGCCUCUGUUAGGGUACACCUCCGCCUCCCGUCUCGUCGCCACUCACUUUGCUGAAGGUCUCCCGGAGUCUGCCUUGGCUCUCGUUAUCAAGGACGUCCUGCAUGGCCUCUCUUACCUUCAUUCCAAGCGUAUCAUUCACAGGGCCGUGAGAGGGAGUCACAUACUAAUAGACAGUAUAGGUCGCGUGGCCCUGAGUGGACUACGACACAGCACCUCUAUUGUGGACUCCACCAGAUGGCAGAAAACCGUCCAUUGUUACCCCCGGCAGGCUCGUUGCAACCUUAACUGGGCCAGUCCAGAGUUGUUGGCACAGGAUCUUCACGGAUAUAGCGAGAAGAGCGAUGUUUACAGCGUAGGCAUCGUGAUGUGUGAGUUAGGCAACGGCGAGGUGCCGUACAGAGGCAUUCCUUCAACACUCAUGCUGCUGGAGAAACUCGAGGACCGUGUACCUUACCUCUACGAUGCCUCCAACUGCCCCCAGAAUGCUGAGAACGGACAAGGUAUGGCGACAGACUCGGGCGUCGGUGGCAGCGUGGGGGAUAACCUCACCAGUAUGGCCAUAUCUCAGCGCCUCUUCUCGUCGGCGGCCCACACCUUCGUCGCCCAGGCUCUAGAGCGCAUCGCAGAACACCGGCCGUCAGCGGAUGACCUCCUCCACCACCAGUUCAUCAGACAAACACGGAAGUUGAACGGGACCUUACCACAGUUUCUUCAUCCUGUUGUUCCACUCUCACAACAGACUGAGAUAGGGGACACUAUUCCUGACCUGCUGGAGAGAACUUUAGAACAGACGAGUUUAAAUGACGAUGUAGCCUGGGACUUUUAAUAUACGCUACAUAAUAUUGAUUAAUGUAUAUUUAUAAUGGUAGUACCGAUGUAUGAUUUGAUUUAUAUGAUAGUAGUAUUUUCUGAACUGCUCGUUGGCAAGGCUUUUUCACUUAAUGAGUUUUCUAAAUGAAUAAAUUGAUGUUCCUUGCACAUCUCGGGGAUGAGUUGAUUUUAUACAGCUGUAGUGUAUAAAUUAGCAACAGUUAUUAGAAGACAAACUACUAAUUAAUUAUUCUCUAAAAAAAGUAAUUUGAAUCAGAGUUUGAUAUAAAGUUUGGUAAUAUUAAACCUUACUAAUCUUAAUACUAUGAUUUAUACCACAGUGGCUGCCAUAUAUGAUGCCUUAACCCUUAAAUGGUGGUCAUCAUCAGUGGGAGUUAGCUGUAGGGACGGUGGCCACCAUCAGUGGGUGUUAGCUGUAGGGACAGUGGCCACCAUCAGUGGGUGUUAGCUGUAGGGACGGUGGCCACCAUCAG